UUAGCACUUAAAGCCGGGCCAAGACCACAUAUGUCUCAUUCAACCAACUUCAUGCCAUCUUUGACUCCUUGGGGAAAUAGAUAACCACAAUACCAUUCCAUUACCUAGAAGCAUCACGCCCAGAAAACUUCCUGAAAGCUGCUCUCUGUCGGGGUCAUCUGCUUCACUCUUUCCAUCCCAAUAAAUCCCAACCAAGCCUCAACAAUGUCGUCAACAAAAGGUCUGGCCCUAGUCACAGGCGCAAACGGCUUCAUCGGAGCCCGAACAGUCGAAGCCUACCUCCUAGCCGGCUACUCCGUCCGCGCCGCCGUCAGAACCCAGCGCUCCGCAGACGAGCUCACCGCCGCCCUUCCCUUACAAGCCUCAUCAGGCCAGCUGUCUACGGCCAUCGUCCCAGACAUCAUAAUCCCAGGCGCCUUUGACGAAGCACUCAAAGGCGUCACCUCCAUAGCCCACCUCGCGACCCCCGUCAGCUUCGCCAACACAAAUGUCGAGGAGGUCCUAGGGACGGCCGUGCAGGGCACGCUCGGCAUCCUUGAAUCGGCGAUAAAGGAGGCCGGUUUAAAGUCUUUCGUGUACAUGUCGUCCAUUGUGGCGAUCCGGGGAUCGAGUCCCAAGUUCCAGGGGCGGGUUUUCUCGGAAGCGGACUGGAAUGAUGAGGCGGAGGAGAUUCUCGAGAAUGCGGGCGCCGAGGCGACGGGUCAUCAGAUUUAUGGCGCCAGCAAGGUGAAGGGAGAACGCGCUUUCUGGGACUUCAAGGAGAAGAAUAAGGCGAAGAUCAACUUCAGCAUGACGGCGGUCAAUCCCGUGUGGGUUGCUGGUCCGCCGCUCAUUCUCCCCGAAGACCCCAAGAGGCUCAGCGAUACUGCCAUCAUUGCGUAUCGCGUCAUGAGCGGCGAGGAGUUGCCGCCUGUGGGGCCUGGAAACGGGACGCACGUCGAUGCUCGGGAUGUUGGGCGGAUUAUCGUGUUUGCUGCCGAUAGGCCGGACGUGGCCGAUGGGCAGCGCUACAUUGCUGGUGGAAACGGUAACUUUGCCAACAUCCAGGCUUAUUGCGACCUGUUGAGGAAGGCGUACCCUGAUAGAAGGGACAUUAUCCAAGAGGGAGAGCCAGGCAAGGGGUAUUUGGAAGACUACGGCGAGCCACCCGAGUCACGAAGGGUCGAUGCGUCGAAAGCUUCAAAGGCCACUGGCCAGGGUUGGAUUCCUUUCGAUAAGAUGAUCUUGGAUGCUGCCAAGGCUUAUGAGAGGUAUUUCUAGAUACUCAUGUUUUCUUCUUUGCUAUUGAGCCCAUACUCUAGAAUGUGAGAAAAUAAGUUCGAAGAAAGGGCACAAGCUACCCUGAUACUGAAGAUUCACCA
Molecule: messenger RNA, 1361 nt
Organism: Colletotrichum phormii
Lineage: Eukaryota; Fungi; Ascomycota; Sordariomycetes; Glomerellales; Glomerellaceae
Product: NAD dependent epimerase/dehydratase
Exons: 1
Coding region: 205-1260 (351 amino acids)
Molecular function (GO): oxidoreductase activity, acting on the CH-OH group of donors, NAD or NADP as acceptor
Source: RefSeq, a predicted model, not a curated record